GCUAGCAGCCGCGUACCCUGCUCCUCUCCGACAUGGCAAAAAGACCCACAGAGACUGAGCGUUGCAUUGAAUCUCUGAUUGCUAUUUUCCAAAAGCAUGCUGGAAGGGACGGUAACAACACGAAAAUCUCCAAGACCGAGUUCCUAAUUUUCAUGAAUACAGAGCUGGCUGCCUUCACACAGAACCAGAAAGACCCUGGUGUCCUUGACCGCAUGAUGAAGAAAUUGGACCUCGACUCUGAUGGGCAGCUAGAUUUCCAAGAAUUUCUUAAUCUUAUUGGCGGCCUGGCCAUAGCUUGCCAUGACUCCUUUAUUAAGUCUACCCAGAAGUAAAUCUGAGGAGCCUUUGGGCCUGGCCUCCAGACCCACCCCUUUCCUCCUAGUCUCCCAGGUAUCAUCUGUUCCUCACAGCCCACACAUACUCUGAGCCCAGCACACCCACCACCCCAUGCAGGCCACGCCUGCUGGUCGUAAUAAAGCAGUAUCGUUUUUUAAAGC
Molecule: messenger RNA, 497 nt
Organism: Sus scrofa (pig)
Lineage: Eukaryota; Metazoa; Chordata; Mammalia; Artiodactyla; Suidae
Gene: S100A11
Product: S100 calcium binding protein A11
Biological process (GO): regulation of cell population proliferation
Cellular component (GO): cytoplasm
Molecular function (GO): calcium ion binding; calcium-dependent protein binding; S100 protein binding
Source: RefSeq, marked provisional